CAACGGAUAAAUAAAAUUAUUGAUUAGAUUGCAGGAGGAAUGUGGCGUCGCAAUGUACGUAGAUUUACAUGCACAUUCCCGAAAACACAACGUUUUCAUUUAUGGAUGUGAGAGUCGUAAAACUAGUGAUAAACGCCUACAAGAGCAAGUAUUUCCACUUAUGCUCCAUAAAAAUGCAGCAGAUAAAUUUUCUUUCGAAAAUUGUAAAUUUCGAAUUCAGCGUAGUAAAGAAGGGACUGGUCGGGUAGUAGUUUGGAUGUUAGGCGUAGCGAACAGUUACACAAUGGAAGCAUCAUUCGGUGGUUCAGAAUUGGGCAGCAGGAUGUCGACACACUUCACCACUCAAGAUUUCGAAAGUUUAGGAAAAACAUUCUGUGAAACACUUUUAGAUUUCUAUGAUGAGGACCCCAGUAAAGAAAGACUGAGAACAAAAAUUGUGACUAGACUCUUGCAAGAAGGUUCUAAUGCAGAUGAACCGACGAAUAUUGAUUUAUCAGACUAUUCCAGGUACUUAAUGAUUUAGGGAUCAAUUAAGUAUUUAUUUAUGUAAAAUUCAUACUAAUGUUCAAUGUUCUGUGUUUGAUUAGCGAUGAAGGAGAUACAUCUAGUAGUAGUUCAGAGGCUGGUGCGAAUAAAGAAGCUAUAGAUAUGUCACAGCCUGCACCUCCACCAUCACCACUUUUACCAGAUAUAAAUAGAAACAUCGCUGAGGUAUACAGUUUAAUUAAAUAAACGUCGAUUUUUAGACCUCGUAAACCCCUAAAAUCAGUUUUCGUUUAUAUCAAUCCCUAAAAAAACCAAUUUCGAAGAGAUCUAUACCGAUGGUACAAAACCUAGGUCAAAUUAAAUAUCUUUAAAAAAAUAUUAAUUUCUAUUAAAUAUUUUUACCGUCUGUCUUGCAGGUUUUAAGAAAACCUCGGCCGAAAUUAGAAAAAUUAAAAAGAAUCGAGAGAAAAAAUCCCAAGCGGGAAACUUUGCAGGUUAGAUUUUUUACCGGCGAUAAUAUUUUCUUACAACCUGUUUAAUUUGUCAUGAAGCAACGAAUUACUUCAUGACAAAUUAAACAGGUUGUAAGAAUCAUUAUAUUAUAGGUAUCCAGGGCAACGAUAGACUUAACCUCGGACGCGAUGACUGACGCUUCUUCAGAUGGUGAAUCAGUAGAAGAAAAUCUUAGUCAAAUCAGAAAAGUUCACAAGCUACUGCAUUCAUCCUCUAAAUCAAAACCUAGGCGUAAAAAGAAAAUGCCACCAGAGUUAAAAAUUAUACCAGCACAAACUAGUGACUCACCAUACCAUUCUGACUAUGAAAAGAAAGUAUCUAAAUCUAUACGACCUCGAAGUGUAUCGAUGUUCAAUGAAGCAAUUGAGAAACCUAAACUGAAACCUGCUUCAUGGCACAGAUUUAGAGGUCUACCCCCACCAAAGCACAUAUCCGAUGUCAAGAACAAAAACACACAGCCUACAGAAUUACAAGUAAAACUUAACUCAUUGAAGAGAAAUGUCUGGUCAGGUAUGCCAAGUGAAGAAAAAGGACCAUUAUCUUGGGGAAUCUCUAGUUUUGCAAUGAACUCUUAUUUUACAGAUAGUGAGGCGUUACUCAGAUCAUGUUCACAAAAGCUAGAGGAGCUAAAAGGAGAAAGAAAAAAGAGUAAAGAAGAAAAGAAGAAAAAGAAAAUUAAAAAGAAUCAUUUAAAAGUGCCAAAUGUUGCUGAGAAUGUCAUAGAUCCUUUAAAUAAACUUAAAUCUUCCAAGAAAAAAGGAAAGUUUAAACACUCCAAAUCAGAAAAUUCUCCUUACAUGAACAAUCCAAGUUUCACAGAUAUACCAAUAAAAAAUGUUACAUCACUAAUACAGAAAACUAGCCCAAAUGAAGGCAAACAAGCGAAAAGUCGUUUCAGGAAGGGUGCUAUAGUAACUACAGCAAUUCAAUCAAAGAAAAAUGGUAAUAAGAUGAAUCAUCUGAUUACAUCUGAGAAUUCAGAUUCAGAAGACUCAAGUCAAUUUAUGAAAAACAUCAAAAAGAAAACGAAAAUGUCAAAACCAAAUCUAAGAAAACAUAGAAUAUAA
Molecule: messenger RNA, 2066 nt
Organism: Diatraea saccharalis (sugarcane borer)
Lineage: Eukaryota; Metazoa; Arthropoda; Insecta; Lepidoptera; Crambidae
Source: the annotation of a GenBank genome assembly